AUGGAAGAAUCAUUCAUUAAGAGUAACCAGUCAGUUAUACCACUGAAUAUUCAGAAUGAAAAUGUUUCACAGGAUAUUCAACUGAUAUUAGAGUGGAGUUUACGGAAUCUCUCCACGACGAAUACAUCUAGACAAAUUUAUUAUUUCUUCAAUAAUUAUGUGAACACCUUACUAAAAAAUCCAUACAAACGGGUACUACUCGCACUGUACAUAUUAAUACUAGUAUUUGGCACAUUUAUUAACUUAUUGUUGAUACAUACAAUACACAAAUCGCGUAAUCCUAAGUCGUUAGCCAACAGAAGAAUGUUAGUAAUACGCGUUUUGUGUGAUUUAGCAUUAGCAUGGUUUGGUGUACCGUAUACAGCGUAUACAGCAGUCUAUAAAAAUUGGUUAUUGGGCAAUGCUAUGUGUAAAAUCUCUGCAUUCCUCAUCUACUUCAUUGUUGCAUUAAACAAUUUUCUACUUGUUGCCAUUUGUUUAAAUCGUAGUGUUGGUAUUAGUCAAAUGGUAAACAUUUAA
Molecule: messenger RNA, 519 nt
Organism: Heterobilharzia americana
Lineage: Eukaryota; Metazoa; Platyhelminthes; Trematoda; Strigeidida; Schistosomatidae
Source: the annotation of a GenBank genome assembly